This is a messenger RNA of Orycteropus afer afer, 1356 nucleotides long. It is a transcript of the gene TUBB1, whose product is annotated as tubulin beta 1 class VI. The record is from RefSeq and is a predicted model, not a curated record. NCBI's taxonomy places the organism in Eukaryota, Metazoa, Chordata, Mammalia, Tubulidentata, Orycteropodidae. Gene Ontology annotation, cellular component: cytoplasm; microtubule. Gene Ontology annotation, molecular function: structural constituent of cytoskeleton; GTP binding; GTPase activity. The coding region runs from base 1 to 1356 and encodes 451 amino acids. The transcript is spliced from 4 exons. Gene Ontology annotation, biological process: microtubule cytoskeleton organization; mitotic cell cycle.
AUGCGUGAAAUCGUACACAUCCAGAUUGGCCAGUGUGGUAACCAGAUCGGAUCCAAGUUCUGGGAGGUGAUUGGCGAGGAGCAUGGCAUCAACCCUGAAGGGCGUUACCAUGGCGACUCGACCCUGCAGCUGGAGAGGAUCAGCGUGUAUUACAAUGAAGCCCACGGUAAGAAAUACGUGCCCCGAGCUGUCCUGGUGGACCUGGAGCCCGGGACGAUGGAUAGCAUCCGAUCCGGCAAGCUUGGAGCCCUCUUUCAGCCUGACAGUUUCGUCCAUGGUAACUCCGGGGCUGGCAACAACUGGGCCAAAGGCCACUACACCGAGGGGGCCGAGCUGAUCGAGAGCGUGAUGGACGUGGUGAGGGGCGAGAGCGAGAACUGCGACUGCCUGCAGGGCUUCCAGAUCGUCCACUCGCUGGGCGGAGGCACGGGCUCGGGCAUGGGCACCCUGCUCAUGAACAAGAUCCGGGAGGAGUACCCCGACCGCAUCCUCAACUCCUUCAGCGUCAUGCCCUCGCCCAAGGUCUCGGACACGGUGGUGGAGCCCUACAACGCCGUGCUGUCCAUCCACCAGCUCAUCCAGAACAGCGACGCCUGCUUCUGCAUCGACAACGAGGCCCUCUACGACAUCUGCUUCCGCACCCUGAAGCUGACCACGCCCACCUAUGGGGACCUCAACCACCUGGUGUCCCUGACCAUGAGCGGUAUCACCACCUCCCUGCGCUUCCCGGGCCAGCUCAACGCCGACCUGCGCAAGCUGGCCGUGAACAUGGUGCCCUUCCCGCGCCUGCACUUCUUCAUGCCCGGCUUCGCCCCGCUCACAGCCCGCGGCAGUCAGCAGUACCGCGCCCUCUCGGUGGCCGAGCUCACCCAGCAGAUGUUUGAUGCCCGCAACACCAUGGCAGCCUGCGAUCCCCGCCGAGGCCGCUACCUGACAGUGGCCUGCAUCUUCCGAGGGAAGAUGUCCACCAAGGAGGUGGACGAGCAGCUGACCACCGUGCAGACCAGGAACAGCGGCUGCUUCGUGGAGUGGAUUCCCAACAACGUCAAGGUCGCCGUGUGCGACAUCCCGCCCCCGGGGCUCAGCAUGGCCGCCACCUUCAUAGGCAACAACACGGCCAUCCAGGAGCUCUUCGCCAGGGUGUCGGAGCAGUUCUCGGUGAUGUUCCGAAGGAGGGCAUUUGUGCACUGGUACACCGGGGAGGGGAUGGAUGUUUGUGAGUUUGGAGAGGCCGAGAGGAACAUCCACGACCUGGUGUCCGAGUACCAGCAGUUCCAGGAUGCCAGGGUGGCUCUGGAGGAAGAUGACGAGGUCGUGGCGGGGCAGGAGGCUGAGCCAGGAGACGAGGGACAUUAA